Kogia breviceps (pygmy sperm whale) is the source of this 971-nucleotide messenger RNA. The record is from RefSeq and is a predicted model, not a curated record. Lineage: Eukaryota; Metazoa; Chordata; Mammalia; Artiodactyla; Physeteridae.
CUACGCACAGCUCCAUGGACCGCACGGUGGUGCUCAUCACUGGCUGUUCCUCCGGCAUUGGCCUACACCUGGCCCUGCGCCUGGCGUCCGACCCAUCCCAGAGCUUCAAAGUGUACGCCACGCUGAGGGACCUGACGGCACAGGACCCACUUUGGGAGGCUGCCCGGUCCCGAGGGUGCCCUCCUGGCUCCCUGGAGAUGUUGCAGCUGGACGUGAGGGAUGCAGAUUCCAUAGCCGCUGCCCGGGCACGCGUGACCGAGGGCCGCGUGGACGUGCUGGUAUGUAACGCAGGCCGGGGCCUGGUGGGGCCGCUGGAGGCACACGAGGAGGACAGCGUGGGCUCCGUGCUGGAUGCGAACCUAACCGGGACCGUGCGGAUGCUGCAAGCCUUCCUGCCGGACAUGAAGCGGCGACGCUCGGGACGCAUAUUGGUGACCGGGAGCAUGGGAGGCUUGAUGGGUCUUCCCUUCAACGCCGUUUACUGCGCCAGCAAGUUUGCAAUCGAGGGUUUGUGCGAGAGUCUGGCGAUUCCGCUGCAGCCCUUCGGGGUCCACUUGAGCCUCAUCGAGUGCGGCCCGGUGCACACCGCCUUCCCCGAGAAGCUGGAGGGCGGCCUGGGCGGGGCGCUGGACCGCGCGGACGCCGAGACCCGCGACCUCUUCUCCCGCUACCUGAGCCACUCCCAGCAGAUCUUUCUUGAGGAGGGGCAGGACCCGGAGGACGUGACCAAGGUCUUCCUCCAGGCGCUGCGCGCCCCGCGCCCGGCCCUGCGCUACUUCACCACCGAGCGCUUCCUGCCCCUGAUACAGCUGCGCUUCUCCGACCUCAGCGGCUGCAGUUACGUCGCUGCCGCGCACCGAGAAGUGUUCGGCGACCAGGCCGCCGAGGGCUCAGACGGCGCCGGGGCGGAGGCCGGAGCCGGAGAACUGGGGGCACCUGAGCUCGGAGCUCCUCUUGCCGCCCCGAAAUAA